Messenger RNA from Rhipicephalus microplus (southern cattle tick), 741 nucleotides. RefSeq names its product cytochrome P450 4V2-like. Gene Ontology annotation, molecular function: oxidoreductase activity, acting on paired donors, with incorporation or reduction of molecular oxygen; iron ion binding; heme binding. NCBI's taxonomy places the organism in Eukaryota, Metazoa, Arthropoda, Arachnida, Ixodida, Ixodidae. The record is from RefSeq and is a predicted model, not a curated record.
AUGCGCCGCGUAAACUGCUACCUAGUAGACGCCGCAAAGACAUGGUUCGAGAACCGGGAGUCCACGCUGCAAAGCUGGGAUGUUUUUAGGACGACGUUCCUCCGCACGUUCACGAGCUUCGUCCACAAGGAACGUGCUGCGACUAUCUUGGAGACGCGUGUGCAACUCCCCAACAAGAACAUCACAGUCUUCGUCAAGGAGAUGACCCAGUUGUUCCACCACGCUGACUCCGCCAAGGCCGAGGACGAGAAGAUUCUCAGGAGCCGCAAGAAAGCGUACAAGAUCGAAGAAUCGCAGCAUGGAGCAAAAAAGCAGAGCUUCAUGGACAUCCUUCUGCGUAUGCACAUGGAAGAGGGCGUUUUCACCUUGGACGAAAUCAGGGAAGAGGUGAACACCUUCAUGAUCGGGGGCUUUGACACUACAGCUAUGGCGGCAUCCUAUGCCAUUCACCUGCUUGGCAACCAUCCUGAAGUGCAGGCGAAAGUCCACGAGGAGCUCGACGCCGUAUUCGGGUCUGACGAGAAAAGACCUGUGACCGCGGAGGACAUCAAACAACUCAAGUAUCUCGGAUGCGUCAUAAAGCAAGAGUCACUGGCCGCCAUCAGUGGCUCCGUGGUAUGUUUCUCUGCCAGCUACAAGGAGGUGAGAAUUCAGAUGCGCUGGCACCGAAGGUGCUGUGAUACCAGCAGUAUACGGGUCAACGAGAACCUGAACGGAAGCGAGAUCUCGGAGAAGAUCUAG